AUGCAUCUCCUCAGCUUCCUCUACCCUGCGCUGCUGGCAGCGAGUGGCGCAGAAGCCCUCCGCUCAGACAAGGUCAAGCUGGCUAAGAUUGAAAGCCUCACGCUGCGCAAAGGACAGCAGACCUCCGCGCGACGCGUUGACCCUAUCCCCCAGCUGAAAUGCAUCGGCGGUUCCGCACGCGGCCUCUACGAACCCGAGAUAAUGCGCUGCAAGAACAGCGGCUCUGACUACGACGAAGACUCCAUACAAUGGACCUGCACCGCCUCGCUCCCCGAAGAAUUCAAGCUCGGUUCCACAGACGUCAUCUGCGAAGGCUACGAUUACCCCGAAGACCCAUACAUCUUGAAAGGAAGCUGCGGAGUAGAGUACCGUCUUGUCCUCACAGAGAAAGGUCAAGAGAAGUACGGCAAGGGAAGAGGAAGAUGGCAGGGCGACGACGACGAUGACGACCGACGUGACGGACCGAAAACCAUGGGCGAGAGGAUUGCAGGCGGGCUAUUCUGGAUGCUCUUCGGUGGUGUCGUGUUGUGGAUGAUAUACUCUGCGCUCAGAAACCGCGCACAAGGUCCGGAUGGCGGCGCAGCAGGAGGCAACAGACCUGGCUGGGGAGGUGGCGGCGGCGGUGGAUGGGGAGGAGGCUACAACGACGACAACGACGACCCGCCUCCACCAUACUACCCGAACAAUCCCAAUAACCCCAAGUCAGGCUACGGUGCGACACAACCGGCACAAGGCUGGAGGCCUGGCUUCUGGUCGGGUGCGGCAGGUGGCGCUGCUGCUGGAUGGGCUGCGGGCCAGUUUGGCAACAGAGGCAACCGGAACAACCAGACGGGCGGCUGGAGCGCUGGAAACGGAAGUGGCAGUCGCUGGAACAACGGCGGAGAGGGUAGCUCAAGGAGUUCGUCUGGUGAUAGUUUCUCCAGCACCAGGCAUGAGAGCACUGGGUUUGGAGGAACUUCGCGCAGAUGA
Alternaria arbusti is the source of this 969-nucleotide messenger RNA. RefSeq lists its product as uncharacterized. The transcript has 2 exons. Gene Ontology annotation, cellular component: endoplasmic reticulum membrane. The record is from RefSeq and is a predicted model, not a curated record. Gene Ontology annotation, biological process: regulation of store-operated calcium entry. NCBI's taxonomy places the organism in Eukaryota, Fungi, Ascomycota, Dothideomycetes, Pleosporales, Pleosporaceae. Bases 1 to 969 code for a protein of 322 amino acids.